CAUGGAUAUGCAUAUCGACGAUAUUAAUGAUCUUCCACAGUCAAAGACAGAAAAAAUGGAAGAUCACGAUGGAUUUGAAAUUCGCGGUAUAAUGGCUGUACCAAUACGUAAUAAUUCGAAUCGUGUUAUUGGAAUCGUUCAAUUGUUAAAUAAGAUAGAUAGAAAGAUGUUUUCGGAUAGUGACGUCAAUCUUGUUAAGGCUUUGUCAAUAUUUUUUGGAUUGGGAGUUCACAAUUGCAGAAUGUACGAGGAUGCAUGUACAUUAAUGGCGAAACAGUCUGUCGCUUUAGAAUGUUUGUCUUAUCACGCAGCAGCUAGUCAAGAAGAAACGGAUAAACUAUUACAGUCCGAAAUACCUACAUCCGUUGAUUAUGAUCUAUAUUCGUUUGGCUUUAGCGAUUUCAAUCUAACCGAUUACGAUACUGUUAAAGCGACUGUAAGGAUGUUUAUAGACUGUGGGGUAACAAAAAGAUUUAGCGUUUCGUAUGAGACGGGGAAAAUGGAAAAAUACGUUAAUGAUAUAGAAAUGUUUGCCUUGUUAGUGGCUUGCUUAUGCCAUGAUCUAGAUCAUAGGGGAACGAAUAAUGCUUUCCAAAGCAAAGUCGAAUCCCCUUUGGCUCAAUUGUAUUCAACUUCUACUAUGGAACAUCAUCACUUUGACCAGUGCAUUAUGAUUUUAAAUAGCGAUUGCAAUAACAUCUUUAGUUCAUUGUCUUCUCAGGAAUAUAGGAGAGUCGUUAAAAUUAUUGAAAGUGCCAUACUAUCCACUGACCUAGCUUUAUAUUUCAAGAAAAAGAAUCAAUUUAUGGAACUAGUCAAUAAAGGUGAACAAAAUUGGGGUGAACCCAGUAAAAGGGAUUUGUUGAGAGGCAUGAUGAUGACGGCUUGUGAUGUUGCUGCUAUAACGAAACCCUGGGAAAUUCAAAAGGAAGUUGCUUUAUUAGUUGCCGGAGAAUUCUUUGAACAAGGCGAUCUGGAAAGAUCAAGAUUAAAUUUGGAACCAAUGGCAAUGAUGGAUAGGACUAAAAAAGAUGAUCUUCCAAAAAUGCAAGUUGGAUUUAUAGAUUCAAUAUGUUUACCAUUAUAUAAGGUAUGUAUAUAG
This is a messenger RNA of Dimorphilus gyrociliatus, 1102 nucleotides long. Lineage: Eukaryota; Metazoa; Annelida; Polychaeta; Dinophilidae. The record is from the annotation of a GenBank genome assembly.